Balaenoptera acutorostrata (minke whale) is the source of this 12668-nucleotide messenger RNA. RefSeq names its product SCO-spondin (gene SSPO). Gene Ontology annotation, cellular component: extracellular matrix. The record is from RefSeq and is a predicted model, not a curated record. Gene Ontology annotation, molecular function: protein binding. Lineage: Eukaryota; Metazoa; Chordata; Mammalia; Artiodactyla; Balaenopteridae.
UGAGAUAAAGCCUCCCCAGUGCCACGGGCCUCACGCUCGCUGUCUCAGGCUGCCUUGGACACACUGACCCCAGGCUGCAGUAGCAGCAGUGUGGGGCUGGGGAGGCCAGCCCCGGCCUCUGCUCACCUGCCACAGCAUUGGCUCCCCAAAGCCUCACAGCCCCCAAAGGUGACCUGGGGGUCGCCAUGCUGCUCCCUGCCCUCCUCUCUGGGACGGCAUGGGCACUGGCUAAUGGGCAGUGGUGUAAGCGGACAGAGACCAUCCUGGUGGAGGAGGAAGUAACCACCCGUGAGGAGGACCUGGUGCCCUGCACCAGCCUCCAUCAUUACCAGCGCUGGGGCUGGCGGCUGGACUUGACCUGGAGUGGCCGUGCGGGGCUCUGUCCCAUCUACAAGCCCCCGGAAACCAGGCCUGCUGCAUGGAACCGGACGGUGAGGGCUUGCUGCCCAGGCUGGGGGGGGUGGGGCACCCACUGCACCCUGGCCCUUGCCGAAGCCAGCCUUGAGGGCCACUGCUUUGCCACAUGGCUGUGCCAGCCGAGGGCAAGCUCAGCUAACGCUUCUGUGGGAAGCCUGGAGGCGUGCUGUGCCUGGUCUUGGGGACACAGCUGGAAGGAUGGCUGCUCCCAGCCCUGCCACAGCUGGUCCAGCCACAAACUCCCAGGUGGGUCCACAGACCCCAGCCUGCGGGAAAGGCAUAGCCCCGGCCGUCACCUGCUCCCCCGAGGGGCAGCUGCAGCCCAGGACGUGUGCCAUCAGCUGCUGGACGGUCCAUGCAGGGAAUGCCAUGCCCAGGUGCUCCCUGCUGAGUACCACGAGGCCUGCCCCUUUGCCUACUGUGCUGCGGCCCCAGCGGGCAGUGGGCGGGAGGAGCGGCUGGAGGCCGCGUGCCCCACCUUGGCCAGCUACGCCCAGGACUGCGCGCGGCGCAUCCACGUGCGCUGGAGGAAGCCCGGCUUCUGCGAGCGCCUGUGCCUGGGGGGCCGGCUGUGCUCAGACUGCGCCUCGGCCUGCCCGCCCAGCUGCUCGGCAGUGGGCGAGGGGGGCGAGGGGUCCUGCGGGGAAGGGUGCGUGAGCGGCUGCGAGUGCCCGCCCGGCCUCUUCUGGGACGGCGCCCUCUGUGUGCCUGCCGCCCGCUGGCCCUGCUACCACCGACGCCGGCGCCACGACCCCGGUGACACCGUGCGCCGGCUGCGCAGCCCGCGGCGGGACGGCCGCUGGCUCUGCGCGCAGGCGCCGUACCCCGCCGAGGGCGCGGUGGGCGGGGACGGGCAUUACCUCACCUUCGAUGGGCGGAGCUUCUUUUUCCGGGGCCGCGCGGGUCGGCGCUUCAGCCUGGUGCAGGACUUCGUAAAGAGGCAGCUACUGACUGUACUGGAGCACGGGGACUGCAACGCUGGGAGCUGCCUCCACGCCAUCUCGGUCUCCCUGGGGGACACCCACGUCCAGCUCAGGGACUCAGGAGCAGUACUGGUGGACGGGCAGGAUGUGGUCUUGCCCUGGCGCGGCACUGGGGGCCUCAGUGUCUCCCGCGCCUCUCCCACUUUCCUGCUGCUGCGCUGGCCUGGGGCCCGCGUCCUCUGGGGAGCGUCUGACCCUGCAGCCUACAUCACCCUGGACCCCCGCCAUGCCCUCCAGGUGGCCUGGAACCAGCAGGAUGACUUCCUGACUCCUGCUGGCGACGUGGAGACCAGCAUUGCCGCCUUUGCUAGCAAGUUCCAAGAGGCAGGCGAGGGAAGGUGCCCCUCGGAGGACAGCGCCCCACUCUCCCGCUGCAGCACCCACACUCAGCGUCACAUUUUCGCGGGGGCAGCCUGUGCCAUCUUGCAUGGCCCAGUCUCCCAGGAGUGCCACGGGCUGGUGGGCAGGGAGCCGUUCCACCUGCGCUGCUUGGCAGCUGCGUGUGGCUGCACCCCCGGCGGGGACUGCCUGUGCCCCGUGCUCACUGCCUAUGCUCGGCGCUGUGCCCAGGAGGGUGCCCUGCUCUCCUGGAGAGACCAGACCCUCUGCCCUGUCCUGUGUCCUGGUGGCCAGGAGUACCAGGAGUGUGCCCCAGUGUGCGGUCGGAAUUGUGGGGAGACUGAAGGCUGUGGGGAGCUGGGCAGCUGUGUGGCCGGUUGUAAUUGCCCCCUGGGGCUGCUUUGACCUGAGGGCCAGUGUGUGCCCCCCGGCUCAUGCCCCUGCCAGCUUGGGGCCCAUCACUAUGCCCCUGGCAGUGCUACCAUGAAGGACUGCAACCGCUGGAUGUGUCACUAUGUGACACUUGAUGGGCUGGCUCUCCCCUUCCCCGGGGCCUGCGAGUGUCUGCUGGUGCGAGAGGCCAGCGGCUGUUUCACAGUCUCUGCCCAGGACCUGCCCUGCGGGGCCAGCGGCCUCACCUGCACCAAGGCGCUGACCGUGCGGCUGCAGAGCACCAUUGUGCACAUGCUGAGAGGCCAGGCAGUGACAGUGAAUGGGGUGAGUGAAAUGCCCCCCAAGGUCUACACGGGCUCUGGGCUGAGCCUGCGCCGUGCAGGCCUCUUCCUGCUUCUCACCACCUGCCUGGGCCUCACGCUGCUCUGGGAUGGAGGCACCCGGGUCCUGGUGCAGCUGUCCCCCGAGCUCCGCGGCCGGGUGGCUGGGCUGUGUGGAGACUUCGAUGGAGACGCCAGCAAUGACCUUCGGAGCCGCCAGGGAGUCCUGCUGGAGCCCAUGGCUGAACUGACCGCCCACUCCUGGUGCCUCAGUCCUCUCUGCCCAGAGCCAGGGGACCUGCCGCCCCCCUGCGCCGUGAACGCCCACCGGGCCGGCUGGGCCCGCGCCCGCUGCGGGGUGAUGCUGCAGCCGCUCUUCGCCCGGUGCCACGCGGAGGUGCCCCCAGAGCAGCACUGCGAGUGGUGUGUGCAUGUCACCCGCGGAUGUGAUUCAGGGGGCGACUGUGAGUGUCUCUGCUCGGCCAUCGCCACCUACGCAGACGAGUGUUCCCGGCCCGGGACCCACAUGCGCUGGCGCAGCCAGGAGCUCUGCCCUCUGCAGCGUGAAGGGGGCCAGGGGUAUGAGGCCUGUGGCCCCGCGUCCCCCCCCACCUGCCAUGACCAUGGUCCUGGGUGGCACUGCCAGGCCGUUGCCCGUGUGGAGGGCUGCUUCUGUCCUGAGGGGACUCUGCUGCACUGUGUGUAGGGAGUCUGCCUCGAGCCGGCUCCCUGCCCCUGCAAGUGGCGAGGCAGCUUCUUCCCCCCGCGCACCGUACUGCAGAGAGACUGUGGCAACUGCACGUGCCAGGAAAGUCAGUGGCUUUGUGGGGAUGACGGUAGCCGCGGUGAGGAGCCGGUGCCUGGCGGUGCGGAGGGAGAGGCCCCAUGCCAGGAGAGCGGGCACUGUGUGCCCCACGGGUGGCUUUGUGACUACCAGGAUGACUGUGGCAAUGGCUCAGACGAGGAGGGCUGUGCCACCCCAGGCCGUGGGGAGGGGCAGAUGUCUUGCAGCUCCGGCCACUGCCUGCCCCUGGCCCUGAUCUGUGAUGGGCAGGACGACUGUGGAGACGGGACGGAUGAGCAGGGCUGCCCGUGCCCCCAGGACCCACUGGCCUGCGCUGACGGGCGCUGCCUGCCCCCCGCCCUGCUCUGCGAUGGGCACCCUGACGUUCUGGACGCUGCUGACGAGGAGUCCUGUCAGGGGCAAGUGAACUGCACCCCUGGGGAGGUGUCGUGCGUCGAUGGUGCCUGCGUGGGGACCAUCCACCUGUGUGACGGAAUCUGCAACUGCCCAGAUGGAGCCGACGAGGGGCCUGGGCGCUGCCCGCUCCCCUCUCUGCCCACUUCCCCGGCUGGUACCUUGCCUGGCCCCUCUGCUGUCUCCAGGGAGACUGUACCUACUCCCCAGGCGAGCCCCCCGCGGCGCCCCUGCGGCCCCGUCGACUUCGCGAGCGGCGGCAGCGGCGAGUGCGCCCCGCGGGGCUGGCGCUGCGACGGCGAGGAGGACUGCGCCGACGGCGGCGACGAGAGCGGCUGCGACCAGCCCUGCGCGCCGCACCUCCCGCCCUGCGCCCGCGGCCCGCUCUGUGUGGCCCCCGCGCCGCUGUGCGACGGCUCGGACGGGGACCCCGGCGCCUGCGGUGAGAGGCUGCCAGUCCCAGGAGGCCCCAACAGGACAGGGCUUCCCUGCCCAGGAUACUCCUACCCGGAUGGCCUCUGCCUCGGCUUCCAGCUGGUGUGCGAUGGGCAGCCUGAUGAAUUGGCAGGGGAGGCAGGGCCCUCCCGGGAAGAGCAGCGGUGUGAGGCCUGGGGCCCCUGGAGCCCAUGGGCGCCGUGCAGCCAGACGCGUGGGCCCGGGGUGCAGGGCUGCAGUCGCCGCUGCUCCCCGCCCAGUCUCCCGGUGCUGCGGCACUGCCCGGGCCCCGAGCCCCAGACUCAGGCCUGCUUCACGGCCGCCUGCCCCGUGGACGGUGAGUGGACCUCCUGGUCUCCCUGGUCCCCGUGCUCUGAGCCAUGCAGGGGCACCAGGACCCGGCAGCGGCAGCGCCACCCACCCCGGAACGGCGGCCAGACCUGUGCCAUGCUGCCUGGGGACGCUCCCAGCACCCGCCAGACCAGACCCUGCCCUCAGGACGGCUGCCCCAGUGUCACCUGCUCCGGGGAGCUGGUGUUCCAUCCCUGUGCCCCUUGCCCUUUGACCUGUGAUGACGUCUCUGGUCAGGCCGAGUGGCCCCCUGACCGGCCCUGCAGCAGCCCAGGCUGCUGGCGCCCCACAGGGCAGGUGCUGGGUGACGAGGGGUGGUGUGUGUGGCCGCGGCAGCGCCCCUGCCUGGUGGACGGCACCCGCUACUGGUGUGGGCAGCGCAUCGAGACCGACUGCCGGCUCUGCAUCUGCCAAGAUGGACGGCCCAACCCAGACUGUGCCGUGAACUGUGGCUGGUCAUCCUGGUUCCCCUGGGCCGAGUGCCUGGGCCCCUGUGAGAGCCGGAGCAUUCAGUGGUCCUUCCAGAGCGCCAACAACACCUGCCUCGCUGGCCGAGGUGGCCAGUGCCGGGGCAUCCACCGCAAGGCCCGCAGGUGCCAGACGAGGCCCCGUGAGGGCUGUGAGCAGCGCCGGGUCCGCCGAGUGGGGGAUCGCUGGCGAGAGGACCCCUGCGGGGUCUGCGAGUGUCUGCACGACAGCACGUCACGCUGCUCCCCCUGCUGCCCGCUGGGCAGCUGCCCCCAGGACUGGGUGCUGGUGGAGGGAGUGGGAGAGUCAUGUUGCCGCUGUGUCCUACCCGGAGAGAACCACACGGUCCGCCACACGGCCCCUCCAGCCCCAAGCCCCCAGAUCGGGGCCCCUCUGAUCACCCACGUUCUGCCUCCCCCCGGAGAUCCCUGCUGUUCUCCCCUGGGCCUGGCCCGACUGCCCGAGGGGAGCCUGCAUGCUUCGCCCCAGCAGCUGGAGCGCCCCACCUGGGCUGCCAUCCUAAGGCCUCCCACGGGGGCACCUGGGCAGCAGGGCUGGAGCCCCGUAGAGGAUGCUGAUGCUCAGCGGCACACCCAGCCCCCCUACUUGCAGCUGGACCUGCUACGGCCCCGGAACCUCACUGGCAUCAUGGUGCAGGGGGCUGGGUCCUCAGACUUGCUCCAGUUCAGCAACGAUGGUCUACACUGGCACAACUAUCGUGACGUCCUGCCUGGUAUUCAGCCUCCACCCAAGCUUUUUCCUGGGAACCGGGAUGACGUGGCCCCCGCAGUGUGGACGUUUGGCCGGAUGGUGCAGGCGCGGUACAUCCGGGUGUGGCCCCUCGAUGUGCACCUCAGUGCCGCCCCCCACAGGGAGGCCAACCAUGGCAUCCCCCUGCCGGCGGAGCUGCUGGGCUGUGAGCCAGCGCCCCCGUGCCCGGGGGUUGGGCACUGCUGUGCCAGUGGCGAGUGUGCCCUGAGGGGGGCCCUGUGCGCUGGUGUGGAAGGCAGCGAGGCCGGCUCCGAUGAGGAGGGCUGUCUGCCCCCGCCCGCAGGCACUGGCAGGCUCCCGUCCACAGCCUGGACCCCGGCCCUCUCCUCCACCCAGCCUGGACAGCUGCCUCCCCCAAGCCCAGGGAGCCCUUUCCCUCCGCAGGGGCUGGCAGAGGCAGAGGCUGAACGCUGGCGUCCCCAGCAGGGAUCACCCGUGCCCCGCACAGGCAAGGGGCCAGUGAGUCUUGCGUCCACAUCUCACCCAAGCCUUGGGGAAACUGUGCAGACCGAGACCACUACCCCUACCUCCCAGCCUGAGGCCAAGGCCCUGAGACCAGACAUGGCAGCCGUGACGGUGCUCCCUCCACACCUGAUGACGCCUGUGGCUCUUGCUGCACGGUCGCACCUCCUUGGGCUCACGUGGUCCACCUCUGUUCUUCUGUCCCCCGUGGUGGCCGGGGCGUGGGCCGUGUGGGAGGCCUGGGGGCCCUGCAGCGUCUCUGGUGGGGGAGGCCAUCGGAGUCGCCGGAGGAGCUGUGUGGACCCCCCGCCCGAGGAUGGUGGUGCCCCUGCCCCGGGGCCUCAAGAGAGGGCACCCUGCGGCUUGCAGCCCUGCACAGGUGGCACAGGCUGCGGGCUGGGCCGUGUGCAUGCGAGUGCUGAGCUGUGCCAGACGGGGCUGGUGCCCCCGUGCCCACCUUCCUGCCUGGAUCCCGAGGCCAACAGAUGCUGCGGCGGACACUGUCUGGAAGAUGCCGCUGCCCCCCGGGCUCCUCCUCCAGGACUCUCGCUGCCUGCUGGGCGAAGCAGCCGGGGGUGCCCUUCCUCCUGGACGACUGCAGCCGACGGUCAGGGCCUCCGCCCCGUGGGGAGGGCCCGGGUCAGGGGACGCUCCCCUCCCCCCUCCCCCUCCCUCCCCAGUCCUGACCCCCUGCCUCGGCUUCUCCCCGCCUGCAGUGUGUGUGGGAAGGAGGCUCUGCUGUGUGAACCAGGGGGCUGCCCCGUGGCCUGCGGCUGGUCAGCCUGGUCCUCCUGGGGUCCCUGCGACCGCUCCUGUGGCUCUGGCGUGAGGGCCAGGUUCAGGUCUCCCUCCAGCCCUCCGGCCGCUUCCGGGGGGGCGUGUGAAGGCGAGAGGCAGGAGCUGCCAGCGUGCAGGGCAGGUUGUCCUGCCCUUUUCCCUGCAGAGGCGUUGGGCUGGACACCCUGGGGUUCCCGGUCCUCCUGCUCCCGGAGCUCCCUCGUCCCUGGAGGGGGCCCAGGCUGGCGCAGCCGUUCCUGGCUCUGCCCCAACCCUGGGGACACGUCCUGCCCAGGAGAGGCCACCUAGGAGGAGCCCUGCAGCCCCGCUGUGUGCCCAGGUGUCGGCGGCUGGGGUCUGUGGGCCGCCUGGUCCACCUGCUCAGCGCCCUGCGAUGGAGGCGUCCAGACACGCGGGCACAGCUGCUCUGCCUCAGCUCCUGGGGACCCCGGGUGCCAGGGACCCCACAGCCAGACCAGGGGCUGCAACACGCAGCCCUGCACAGCCCAGUGCCCAGGCGACAUGGUGUUCCGCUCAGCUGAGCAGUGCCACCAGGAGGGGGGCCCACGCCCUCGGCUGUGCCUGGCGCAGGGCCCUGGGGUGGAGUGCACCAGCGUCUGCACCCCUGGCUGCGCCUGUCCCCCUAGCCUCUUCCUGCACAGCGCCAGCUGCCUGCCCGUGAGUCAGUGCCCCUGCCAGCUGCACGGGCAGCUCUAUGCACCUGGAGCAGUGGCCCGGCUGGACUCCUGCAAUAACUGCACUUGUAUCUCUGGUGUGAUGUUGUGCACCUCGGAGCCCUGCCCAGUCGCCUGUGGCUGGAGCCCCUGGACCCCGUGGAGUCUCUGCAGCCGCAGCUGCAACGUGGGUGUUCGGCGGCGCUUCCGGGCAGGCACUGCGCCCCCGGCUGCCUUCGGGGGGACUGCGUGCCAGGGUCCCAACAUGGAGGCUGAACUCUGCAGCCUGCGGCCAUGUGGAUGUCCCAGUGGGGAGUGGGGCCCCUGGUCUCCGUGCUCCGUGCCCUGCGGGGGUGGCUACCGGAAUUGCACCUGAGGGAGUGGCGGGCCCAGCCCCGUGGACUUCUCCACCUGUAGCCUGCAGCCCUGUGCAGGGCCAGUGCCUGGUGCGUGUCCCCGGGGCAAGCAGUGGCUGGACUGUGCACAGGGCCCUGCCUCCUGUGCAGAGCUCAGUGCCCCGAGAGGGACUGACCAGCCCUGCCCUGGCUCCUGCUGCCCGUCCGGGACGCUCCUUCUGAACAACGUGUGUGUGCCCACCCAGGACUGCCCCUCUGCCCACAGGGGACGCCUCCACCCCCCAGGCAGUGCUGUGAUUCGUCCAUGUGAGAACUGCUCCUGUGACUCUGGGCUCAUCACCAACUGCACCUCCUGGCCUUGUGAGGAGGGUCAGCCCACGCGGUCACCCUGGACCCCAUGGAGCGAGUGCUCUGCCUCCUGUGGCCCUGCCCGACGCCACCGGCACCGCUUCUGCACCAGGCCCCCGGGCGUUACACCAUCCAGCUUGGCACUGCUGCCCCCACUGGCUUCAGCCCCACCCCUUUGCCCAGGCCCUGAGGCAGAGGAGGAGCCCUGCCUCCUGCUGGGGUGUGACCAUGUCCCGUGGAGCCCAGAUCCAAGCCCUCGCCACUCCUGUGUGGGCGGCCUCCGGAGCCGGACCCCACCCCGGGGCCUGGGGGAUUACUGCGAGGGGCCUCGGACCCAGGGGGCCGCCUGCCAGGCUCUGCCAUGCCGAGUGACCAACUGCACCGCCAUCCAAGGGGCCGAGUACAGCCCCUGUGGCCCUCCCUGUCUUCGCUCCUGUGACGACCUCGUGCCCUGCGUUUGGCACUGCCAGCCGGGCGGUUACUGCCCGCCGGGCCAGGUGCUGAGUGCCGACGGCGCUGUCUGCGUGCAGCCCAGCCGCUGCAGCUGCCUGGACCUGCUGACCCGGGAGCGGCACCGUCCCGGCGCUCAAGUGGCGAGGCCCGCUGGCUGCAACUACUGCACCUGCUCGGAGGGCAGGCUGACCUGCACAGACCUGCCUUGCCCAGUGCCUGGAGGCUGGUGCCCGUGGUGGGAGAGGACAGCGUGCUCCCAGCCCUGCCGGGGCCAGACAAGGACCCGCUCCAGGGCCUGCACCUGCCCGGCUCCUCAGCAUGGAGGGGUCCCGUGCCCCGGGGAGGCGGGGGAGGCAGGGGCCCAGCAUCAGAGGGAGACCUGCGCCAGCCCCUCUGAGUGCCCAAUGGAUGGAGCCUGGGGCCCGUGGGGACCGUGGUCUCCCUGUGACGUUUGCCUGGGGCAGUCCCAUCGGAGCCAAGCAUGUAGCUGGCCCCCCACUUCUGAGGGAGGCCGGCCCUGCCCUGGGGGCCACAGGCAGAGUCGACCCUGCCAGGACAAUUCUACUCAAUGCACAGACUGUGCAGGUGGCUAGGGUCUUCUCCGCUAUGGGCGGCCCUGCCCCCGCUCCUGCCAGGACCUGUCCCCCGGGGUCUUGUGCCAGCCAGGCUCGACAGGCUGCCAGCCCAGCUGUGGGUGCCCCCCUGGCCAGCUGUCCCAGCACGGCCUUUGUGUGUCCCCAGCCCAAUGCCGCUGCCAGUACCAGCCCGGAGCCAUGGGGAUCCCUGAGAACCAGAGCCGGUCCGCAGGGUCUGGGCUCAGCUCCUGGGAGAGCCUGGAGCCCGGGGAGGUGGCGACUGGACUGCGUGACAACUGCACCUGUGUGGCGGGCAUCCUGCAGUGCUGGGAGGUGCCCGACUGCCCUGGGCCCAGGCUGCGGGGCUCCUGGGGUCCCUGGGAGGACGGCAGUGUUUCGUGUGGAGGAGGGGAGCAGCUGUGCUCUCAGCGCUGCGCCCGGCCGCCCUGCCCCAGGCCCGCCGUCCAGAGCCGCAUCUGCUGCACCCAGGUCUGCAGAGAGGCAGGCUGCCCGGCCGGGCGUCUGUACCAGGAGUGCCAGCCCGGCGAGGGCUGCCCCUUCUCCUGCGCCCACAUCACUCGGCAGGUGGGCUGCUUCUCCGCUGGCUUCGAGGAGGGCUGUCACUGCCCCGAGGGCACCUUCCUGCACCGUUUGGCCUGUGUCUAGGAGUGCUCCUGUGUGCUGACUGCCUCACUGCUGCAGGAGCUGGGAGCUGCCGGCGGACCGGGGGCUCACCUGUCCAUUCUGGGAGAGGGGGGUCAGCCCCUUGGGCCUGGAGAUGAGUUGGGCUCAGGUCAGACCCUCCAUACAGGCUGCAGCAACUGCUCCUGUUCGCACGGGAAGCUGUCCUGCUCCGUGGGUGACUGCUCCAAGGCUGCGGUUGCCUUCGGUCCCCGGGGCCCGUGGGGCCCCUGCUUCCGCUCCUGUGGCGGGCUGGGCACCCGCACCUGCAACUGCCACUGUGCACGCCCCACACCCACUCCCCGUGGCCAGGACUGCCGUGGGCCCCGCCAGGACCUCGAGUACUGCCUCAGCCCGGACUGCCCAGGGGCUGCAGGGUCCACAGUGGAACCAGUGACAGGCCUUCCAGGCGGCUGGGGUCUGUGGUCCCCGUGGCCCCCCUGCUCCAGCAGCUGCACAGACCCCGCUCACCCUGCUUGGGGCAGCCGCACCCGCCUCUGCCUGGCGAACGGCACCGCGGGGGCCUCUUCCCAGGAGCGCCCCUGCAAGCUGCCCUCCUGCACAGGUCCCAUCCAGAUCCCUCAGCUGCCCUGGGAGUCUGCGACUACUGUCCCCCCUGAGAGGGGGGAACUGGGGCCCAGCUGCCAAAGCCGCACAACACGGAGUCCUUGGGGGGCCUGGAGCCGCUGCCAGGUGCCCUGCAGUGGAGGGUUCCGGCUGCGCUGGAGAGAGGCCGGGCCCCCUGGAGGAGGCUGCCGGGGGCCAUGGGCUCAGACUGAGAGCUGCAACAUGGGGCCUUGCCCAGGAGAGAGCUGCGAGGCCCGGGACACCGUGCCCACCCUGGACUGUGCCGACCACUGCCCAAGAAGCUGUGCCGACCUCUGGGACCGCGUGCAGUGUCUGCAGGGACGGUGCCACCCGGGCUGCCGCUGCCCCCCUGGCCAGCUGGUACAGGAUGGGCGCCGUGUGCCGAUGUCUUCUUGCCGCUGUGGCCUCCCCAGCCCCAGUGCUUCAUGGGUGCUGGCUCCGGCCGAGGGGGCGGGGCUGGACUGCAGAGCUGGUCCCUUUCUGCACACCGCUGCCCACAGCACCUGUGUUAACGGGUCCCUGGUGUGCCGCCCCCACGAGUGUCCAGCCCUCGGGCCUCGGUCAGCCUGGAGCAGCUGCUCUGCUCCCUGUGGGGGCACCACCCAGAGACGUCGCAGCUGCAAGGAAGGUCCUGGGGGGGCACCGUGCCAGGCCCAGGACACGGAGCAGCGGCAGGAAUGUAACCUGCAGCCCUGCCCCGAGCGCCCACCUGGCCAGGUGCUCAGCCCCUGUGCAACCUCGUGACCGCGCCUCUGCUCGCACCUGCAGCCUGGCACCCUCCGCAUGCAGGAACCCUGCCAGCUUGGCUGUGACUGCCCUGGAGGGCAGGUGGCGUGUGUGCCCCCUGCCGAGUGCCCCUGCACCCAGCUCUCUCUGCCCUGGGGCCUCAGCUUGACUCCUGAAGAGCGCCGGGAGCUGCCCCCAGGGACUCUGCUCACCCAGAACUGCACCCGGUGUGUCGGCCAAGAUGGAGCCUUCAGCUGCCUCCUCGCUGACUGUCGGGGUGAGAUGUGGGCUGCCCAGGUCCCUGCUGGUCCCUCCAAAGCCAAGGAAACCCAGAAGUCUGGAGGCUGCUGGAGCCGAGUGGGCAGCGCUGGGGACAGGAGGAGGGACCCAAGGGUGCCCAGUGUGGGAGGGGGGAGAAUCGAGGCUGGACCCAGGGCUGACCCGAGUGGUGGGCUGGCUGGUCUUCCCUGGCAGAGUGCCCCCCCCGGAGAAAUGUGGCAGCAGGUGGCCCCCGGGGAGCUGGGGCCCUGUGAGCAGACGUGCCGGGAGCCCAACGCCACGGAGACUCAGGGCAACUGCAGUGGGCAGGCCCCGGGCUGUGUGUGCCGGCGCGGGCACUUCCGCAGCCAGGAGGGCCCCUGCGUGCCUGCAGACCACCGCGAGUGCUGGCACCACGGGCGUCCCCACCCGCCCGGAUCCGAGUGGCAGGAGGCCUGUGAGAGCUGCCGCUGCAUCAGUAGGAGGAGCGUCUGCACCCAGCACUGCCCCCUGCUCACCUGUGCCCAGGACUGGGGGCCACUCCCUCUGCGGGGCGAGGUGGCCGUGCAGGAGCCAGGAGGCUGCUGUUCCACUUGCCGCCAGGAGACUCCGGAGGAGCAGCCCUCCUGCUGGUACCUCACCGAGCUUCACAACCUCACCAAGGGCCCCUGCUACCUGGACCAGGUGGAAGUGAGCCACUGCGGUGGGCACUGCCCGUCCAGCACCAACGUCCUGCCCGAGGAGCCGUACCUGCAAAGGCAGCGCGCCUGCUGUAGCUACCGCCUGGACCCCGAGAACCCGGUGUGGAUCUAGAACCUGCGCUGUCCCGGCGGCCACACAGAGCCGGUGGUGCUGCCGGUCAUCCGCAGCUGCCAGGGCAGCGCCUGCCUGGGCCAGAGGUUCCUGGAGCUGCCAGAUCCUGAGUCUUUUGAGGAUUUAGCAAUAAAUCAGAUGCAUCUUCCUAAGUGAAGAUUUACCACGUUGAAGAUUUUGCAAAAGAAGUGCUGUUGGUUGUUGCUGACGCACUGGCUGAGAAGUAACGGAUCCCGUGGGCAGGCUGGUGAGGAGCAUGCAGGGAGAGGAGUGUGAGUCCGG